This is a messenger RNA of Stegastes partitus (bicolor damselfish), 576 nucleotides long. RefSeq names its product acid-sensing (proton-gated) ion channel 1c (gene asic1c). Gene Ontology annotation, biological process: sodium ion transmembrane transport. Gene Ontology annotation, cellular component: plasma membrane. The record is from RefSeq and is a predicted model, not a curated record. NCBI's taxonomy places the organism in Eukaryota, Metazoa, Chordata, Actinopteri, Pomacentridae. The transcript is spliced from 2 exons. The coding region runs from base 1 to 576 and encodes 191 amino acids. Gene Ontology annotation, molecular function: ligand-gated sodium channel activity.
AUGAAAGGAAGCUCAGAGGAAAGCAUUGAAAGCGUCAGGCCCUCCAACCUGCAAGCUUUCGCCAACAUUUCCACCCUACAUGGCAUGAGUCACAUAUUCGCCUAUGGGCACAUGACAUUCCGGCGGUUUCUUUGGACUCUCUCGUUCCUGGGUUCACUGGGCUUACUGAUGCUGGUCUGCAUGGAUCGGGUGUCGUAUUAUCUGGAGUACCCUCACGUCACCAAGCUGGACGAAGUGGCGGCAACGAACCUCACCUUCCCAGCAGUCACCUUCUGUAACCUCAACGAGUUCCGCUUCUCCAAAAUCACCAGGAACGACCUCUAUCAUGUGGGGGAGCUGCUGGCCCUCCUCAAUAAUAACUACCAAAUAGCCAACCCACACUUGGCUGAGCCCGAGGUUCUGGCCGCCCUAAAGGAUAAGGCAAACUUCCUGAACUUCAAGCCCAAGCUGUUCAACAUGACUGACUUCUAUAACCGAACCGGUCAUGACAUCAACGACAUGCUGCUGCAGUGCACCUUUCGAGGAGAGGAUUGCUACCCGGUAAACUUCACCACAAGCGGCACUUACACCAAGUAG